AAUUUCUUACAUUUCCCAGAGAUGAGAAGUCUAACAGCUCAAGUGAUGCUGGAGAAGCUGGUAAACCUACAGACAUGCCUACACAGAGAAGAAAACGGAUUUCCACUAUGCCCAAUCUUGUCAAACCCAGAGCUGGGCCUUCAUCUGAUCUGCAUACUGCAUCAAAACCACAAAGGCAAGCAUCACAGGCUCCUGAUGGCAGUGCUUCGCUUCAGAAGGAUUCUCCUCCAUCAGAGAAAAGUCAUGUUGAAAGCUCUUCAAAGUCUCCCAUGCUACCUGAAAAGAAAACACCUGUGCCACAAGUGCCACAGUUUUCCCCACUAAAAAAAUCAAUGAACAAAGAGCAAACUGUAGCUGCUCCAAAAAAUGACGAUACCUUGAAGAACAUACCUUCCCCACUUAAGGAGAGACCAACACAGGAAACAUCAGUGGCACAGGAGGAAAAGCUACCUCCAAAACCAUCUCCUGUGAAAGAGAAACGAAUAUGUUCUGACCGUGAAAGGAUCCUCAAAGCUCGGAAGUUAAGAGAAAUGCUUAAAGAAGAGCUGAAGAAAGAACGGAUGAAACAAUUGAAACACAGGCCUCCAAUAAUUGAAGGAUGUUCUCCACCAGAUCGCACUAAAAUGACCAUGAGAGACUUGAUAUACUAUCUACCAGAAAACAAUCCCAUGAAGUUCAUAAGCACAUUUGUGUUCACGAAUCCUGAGAAUUCAGUACAGCUUCAGAGCCUCCUGUCAUGCAUGUGCACCUCUUAUUCCUUGGCCUGUUCAGCUGGGUGUUUGCUGUAGAACAGAUUAAUGCACUCGCAUACUGAUUUACAAAUAUUCCUGCAACAACAGAGCUGUUGAAUUUGAGCUCGCAGACUGCCUGAUGUCCGUGCCUGGAUGGUUCGUGGAACUCUACCAAGCUACUUGUACAUACAGGCCUACGCAUGCAGAGUUAAAUGUUUUGCUCAUGAAGAAGCAAAAUAGCUUCUGACAGGUUCUUGGUGAUACCAGGCAAAGUAUUCACAGGCAAGCCAAUAAUCAUAUACGGAAAGAAGAGUGGAACUCACCCAGCUGGUGAAGAGGCUCUCUGUUAUACAGCACUGUUUCCCAGGAAGCUGUCCAGGUCCAAGGGGUGCCCUCCCUUCUGUAGCUGGUGCCUAUAAGAGCCCAAGAGGGCUCCACCCUAGGUCAACCUCUUCUACUCACAUGGGGAACCUUUGCAAACUUUUGCAAAAUUUUUGCUGUAAACUUGCUGUGCUCUCUAGGCGAGCUACAGCCCUUCUCCAGGUGCUCAAUCACCAGUUCAAGCUUUGAACCUAACAGUUUCCCUACAGCUGAAUAAGCCACAACCUAGUCUCUGUGAUUGCUGACAGGCAGGUCUCCAUACAUCUUGCCUCUCUAGCUGUUUGAACUAAGACCUGUACUGCCUCCAUUAACUGGUAUGCAAACCUCUCUUAUCUGCUAACCUGUCUGGUUUCUGGUAAUUAAGCCUGCUGGUGCAGUGAAAGGUAGACUCUUCUGUGGUUGCUGAAUCUUAGAUCUCGUGGCAGAGAGAUCGUAUAGAGCAACCUUCCUGCCAUAGGAAGGGACGUAUUCCAUUAGAUAAGAUUGCUCUAAGCCUCAUCCAGCCUAGCCACUCCUUUUUUAGUUUAAAAUCAUUCCUGCUUGUUCCUGUCACUAUCUACCCUUGUAAAUGUGCGUUUUGUUUUUUUCUCCUCCUGAAUGUUGCCAAGGCUAAAAAAUCUCAACUCUCUGACAUACAGAAUCAAACUCUGUAACCCAAGUAAGAUAACAAAGCAGGUACGGUUUAUUAGUUCUUGCUGCACAGACACCAAGUGCAAGGGGGAUGGAUCUGCCUAACUUGCACACUGUCGGGAAAAAUCGUGCUACAGAUAUUGGCCAAACUAAUACAUAAUAGUUUUCCUGGAAUUCGGAUCCAUGUUCAUUACAGCCCGAGAGUUCAUCAGCAUGCAGUCUCUCACCUCUUAGCGUGUGCAUAGUGGGUCGUGGGAUGAAGAUUUGUCCUCUUCCUCACAAAGGCUUCUGACCUUUCUCACUGUAAACUUCUGACCUUUGGGGGGGCCUCCCCCCAGACUGAUUUCUUCUUGCCCUGGGGACAUCUAAUCACCUCCUUGCCAAAUGUUCUGGGGCUGUUCUCAGACCUUAUCGGCAUGGCCUUCAUCCCUCACUGUCCCAGACCCAGUGUCUGCCAUCCCUUAUUUUCUAACCAGCUUUGUUGUUAGAAAAUUGUUAAGUAUAGAAAUGUAAGGUUGGUUCAAAUAGAAGGGAGAAGAGUGACAAUCACACAUUUAACAAUAACAAAUAAAUAAAUAUAACAUAAAACAUAGUACUAUUGCAACCAAAAUACAAAAGGUAACAGCACACAACAUCAACUUGCCAGACACACCCUGUGUACAACGAAAUAAAGAAAAUUAGUAACCAACUCAUCUUUUCCUUAUGAGUUUAACUUUUGACGGUACACUUUCCUUGAUAGACCAAGUAGUUCCUCAGCAUCUUGGAAUAACUUCCUGUAACAAUACUUUAGUUACCCCACAUGCCUUAGUUCUACAAGGGAAUGCCUCUGGGCACUGUAAAAAGGUAUCAGUUAGUACCAACAUACAGUGACACCCCCCUUUUCUUAGGAGUUUGAGAACUCAAUUUGUCAUUGUUACUCUCCCUUCUAAAUCAUUAGUCAGAUUGCUAUCUUCUCAAGAAUAAUUUACAGGUUCUGACUCAGGUUCAGAGAUUUUAAGUUUACCAUCUGGAAUUAAAGCCUUCUUCAACUACCUGUCCUGCUACCUGACCCAUCAUCUUAUUUCCAGUUUCCUGUACAGUGCUACCUUUCUGAUGUCCUUUACGACGUAUAAUAGCCACACUCUUUGGUAGAUUUACAUCGUGCUGUUCUCCUUGUGUGUGCAGUCCUUGCUCUUUUCAGAUGGUGCUGUGAGUGUGUAGCAUCCCAAAUACACAAUUAGCAUCUGCCCAAAUAAUUAAGGCUGUUGUCCAGGCAGUUAUUUCAGCCUUCUGAGGGAAAGUCCCCUCAGGUAAGGUUGUGCCUUGAUUACCUUGUCAGCAGCAGCUGCUGCAUAUCUUGCCUUACAGUUUCGUUGUCUCACAAAACUGUUACCAUUGGUAAACCAGGUGCCUUCUGCGUCUUCUGAGGGUUUGUCUUUCAGAUCCGACCAGUUGGAAUAUGCAGUUUCAGUUUCAAAGCAGUCAUAAAAUACUGGCUCUCCAGGAGUUCCGCUAAGGAAAGAUGCUGUGCUGACAAUAUUAGUUACAAUUAUUUCUACAUCAUCCUGUUCUACCAGGAUGGCCUGGGAUUUCAGGAACCUUUGGGGUGAGAGCCAGUGCCCCCCUUUUGCCUCCAGUACAGAAGACACUGUAUGUGUUACUAAAACUGUUAUUCUUUGGCCUCGCAUAACUUUACUGGCUUCUCAAAUAUUGAGUACUGGUGCAGCCACCGCCCUCAAGCACCCCGGCCAUCCCUUACUCACUUCAUCAAGCUGUUUGGAGAAGUGUGCCACUGCCCUUUGAUAGGGUCCAAGGUUCUGGGCAAGGACUCCCAGGGCCAUUCCUUGUUUUUUCUUUUUAUGCGCGCUGGUAGCCCCAAAGCAGAGCCUUCAUGAGUUCUUGUUUCAGCUGAGGGAAUGCCCUCCUUGCCUCCCCCUUUCAUAUAAUAUUUUGGCUUUACCUGCAGUCCGUAGCUGUGUAUCCAUCCUGUCAUCCCUGGGAACGUACAGAGUUCCUUGGCAGUUCGUGGCUCAGGGGUUUGGCAGAUGGCUUCUUUCCUGACAGUCCUUAAGGUUCCAAGUCCAGCUGUAUUCUCAAAUCCCAAAUACGUCACUUGCUCCUGAGUUAUUUGUGCUUUCUGUUGAGAAACUUGAUAAUCAUUUAAACCAAGAAAUUUAGCAAACUCACAGUCCGUUGCACACAGUCCUCUUUUGUUUCCGUGACAUCCACGUACUGCAGGAACGUAAGUUCCACCUUACUUGGAGGAACCCAAGUCUCAGGUUCACAGGUUGACCAGUUCUCGAAAAUCAUUGAGCUGUUCUCACAACCCUGGGUAACACUGUUCAGAUUAACUGAGUCUUUUCUCCCCAUACUGGGAUUUUCUUAUUCAAAGGCAAAUAACCUCAGGCUUCCUUCGGCCAAACCAGGCAGAAAAGGCAUCCUUCAAAUCCAGAAGGUAAACUCAACCUACUCAUUCCUUAACUUGGUUAAUAAAGUGUAUGGAUUUGCCACCACUGGGUGUAUGCGUUCAACUAUUCUAUUACUUGCCCUCAAAUCUUGUACCAAAGUAUAGCACUUGCUUUCCAAUUUUUUUUUCCGUUGGCAGGUUUGGAAUAUUGUAUUGGGAUUCAUAUUCAAUUAGUAAUCCAAAGUCCAAAAAUUAUCUAUUAUUUCUUUUAUCCAUCUACAGUCACAUAUCGUCAAAGGGCACUGCUUUAUUUUAACUGGGCUAAUCUUGCUUUUAACUUAACUUCUAUUUAGGACUGCAUUUUUGGCUCUGCUAGGUAUCCCUGGUAUCCACACUCCUAAGUGUAUCUUAUUCAAGAUUUCUGUAACUUCUGGGGCUACAGUCUUGUUUUUGCCAGUUUGUGUUAAAGCCAGACUCAGUCAGUUAAUAUUGUUUGGUCCUUAGCUCCAGUUUUAUUUAAUUUCUUGCCAGAGUAACCUGGCGUGUACA
Meleagris gallopavo (turkey) is the source of this 4677-nucleotide messenger RNA. Lineage: Eukaryota; Metazoa; Chordata; Aves; Galliformes; Phasianidae. The record is from RefSeq and is a predicted model, not a curated record.